This is a messenger RNA of Jaculus jaculus (lesser Egyptian jerboa), 1830 nucleotides long. It is a transcript of the gene Sts, whose product is annotated as steroid sulfatase. The coding region runs from base 1 to 1830 and encodes 609 amino acids. Lineage: Eukaryota; Metazoa; Chordata; Mammalia; Rodentia; Dipodidae. Gene Ontology annotation, molecular function: arylsulfatase activity. The transcript has 8 exons. The record is from RefSeq and is a predicted model, not a curated record.
AUGGCCGCGGCGGGCGGGAGGGACGGAGGGAGAGAAGCCGGGAGCGCGCCGGGGGGGCCGCUCUGCGCAUGCGCGACUCGCGUCCCCCGCACACUGCGCACGCGCGACUCGCGUCCCCGCCUCACCGCGCACGCGCGACGCGCGGCCCCGCCCACUGCGCACGCGCGGCUCGCGCCCCCGCCCACUGCGCACGCGCGACGCGCGGCCCCCAGCCCCACCGCGCAUGUGCGUGCCGACAUCCGGGGCCCACUGGAGCCGCACUGCGCAGGCGCGGCGCGGGCCCCGGAGCGAGCGUGUGCGCGCGCAGCCGGCCGCUCUUCCCGCCAUAAAGUGCUUCCCGCGCCGCGAAUGGCCUCGCGCAACCGCAUUGGCGUCUACAUCUUCACCGCCUCCUCCGGGGGCCUGCCGCCCACCGAGAUCACCUUCGCCAAGCUGCUGCGGGAGCGCGGGUACGCCACCGCCCUCAUCGGCAAGUGGCACCUGGGCCUGAACUGCCACAACCGCACGGACUUCUGCCACCACCCGCAGCGGCACGGGUUCGAGCACUUCUUCGGGACGCCCACCACCAACGUGCGCGACUGCCGGCCGGGCGCGGGCACCGUGUUCGGCGCGGCCUACCGCUGGCUGGUGCUGCUGCCGCUGCAGCUGCUGGCGCUCGCCGCCCUCACGCUGGCGCUGCUGCGCCGCCUCGGCCUGGCACGCGUGCCCGCCGCCGCCUUCGCGCCGCUGGCGUUGCUGGCGGGCGCCGUGCUGCUGGGCUUCCUCGCCUUCCGCCACUACUUCCGGCCCCUCAACUGCUUCCUCAUGCGCGGCUUCCGCGUCGCCCAGCAGCCCACCUCCUUCCGCAACCUCACCCAGAGGCUCACCGCCGACGCCACGCGCUUCAUCCGCAGGCACGCGGGGGCGCCCUUCCUGCUGUUCGUGUCCUUCAUCCACGUGCACACGGCCCUCUUCGCCAGCCCCGACUUUGCCCACAAGAGCCGCCACGGCGCCUACGGGGACGCCGCCGAGGAGAUGGACUGGAGCGUCGGGCAGGUGCUGGACGUGCUGGACGAGCUGGGCCUGGCCAACGACACCCUGGUGUACUUCACGUCUGACCACGGGGCGCACGUGGAGGAGGUGAGCGCGCAGGGCGAGCGGCACGGCGGCAGCAACGGCGUCUACAAAGGAGGCAAAUCCAACAACUGGGAAGGAGGCAUCCGGGUGCCGGGCAUCGUGCGCUGGCCGGGGGUUCUGCAAGCCGGCCUGGAGAUAGACGAGCCCACCAGCAACAUGGACGUCUUCCCCACCGUCGUCAAGCUGGCCGGGGCCCCGCUGCCCCAGGACAGGGUGAUCGACGGCCGCGACCUGAUGCCGCUGCUGCUGGGCGAGCGGGCGCGCUCCGAGCACGAGUUCCUCUUCCACUACUGCAACGCCUACCUCAACGCCGUGCGCUGGCGCCCGCCCAACAGCUCGUCGGUGUGGAAGGCCUUCUUCUUCACGCCCAAGUUCAGCCCGCCGGGCUCCAACGGCUGCUUCGGCACGCACGUGUGCCUGUGCCACGGCCGCCACGUGUCCCGCCACGACCCGCCGCUGCUCUUCGACGUGUCCCGCGACCCCGGCGAGCGGCGCCCGCUCUCGCCCGCCACCGAGCCGCGCUUCCACGACGUGCUGCGCGCCGUGCGGGCGGCCGUCGCCGACCACCAGGCCACCCUCGCCCGCCACGUGCCCGACCAGCUCUCGCUCGCGCACCUGCUCUGGAAGCCGUGGCUGCAGGUCUGCUGCCUGGAUGCCGCCGACGCCGCCUCCUCGUCCGGGCUGGGCUGCCGCUGCGACGGGGGCCAGCGCUAG